UGUCGACAUUAGCCAUCCAUGUUGGCUAAUGUGUAAUUUUUCGUUUAUAAACUUGAAAUAUCAACAUUAUCCGGAUAAUGUUAACCUUAGCCAGUCAAUUUUGGAUAAUGUUAAAAGUUAUGUACUAUUUAAUUUAUUUAAGUUUCAUCACUGCUUGGUAUAUUAAUUUAACGUGACCACUGACCCCAGCUUAUCUUACCGAUAAUCAAUCGAUAAUAAUAGAAAAAAUUCUGAAAUUUGUUUGAUAAAUCAAGCUGAAAAAAUGAAAUUUAGGUUUAUCCAUAAGUUUCCCCCAGCUAACGUCGGAGAUAGUGUGAGAGUCACUUUACCCGAUGUCGACAGAGGACGAGCAGACCCAAAAAAUAUUUUAUUUGCAGUUGUGGCUAUUGAGGACGAACAAUAUUAUAAACUUGGUAAUAAAUAUGGUACUUUGCCACAGUUAUAUACCAGAAACCAGUUUGGUGUUUGUCCGAUAUCAUUAAUACCGCUUGAUGAGGUGGUACCUAUAGAAAAAUCAUUGAGGGAAAUUGCUGGUCUAAUAUCAGACGGUAGUGGUGGUCAAGGAUACAAAAGGUGUUCAUGCAAAGGUAAAUGUGAUACCAAUCGUUAUGGUACAGUAUCAGAAUGGAAAAGAAUAUUGGACGUUAACGUUAUAGCAUUAAGUGUUUGCUCACGCGAGGCAGUGAGAUCCAUGAAUAGUCGCAACUUAGAAGAUGCUCACAUUAUUCAUUUGAGCAGUAAUCUAGCGCAUUAUGUUCCUUCAUAUGGUCCAUUCCACUUCUAUUCUGCGACCAAACAUGCUGUAAGAGCGCUCACAGAAGGGUUGCGACAAGAAUUAAGAGCAUUGAAAAGUUCAAUCAAGGUCACGUGUCUCAGUCCUGGUCUUGUGAAAUCGUCAAUUUUCAAGAACUCACUGGGAGAAAAUUUUGAUAAACAUAUAUAUGAAGCGUACCCCAGUAUUUCUCCAGCAGAUAUAGCAUCUACCAUUGAAUUUGUAUUGGCCACUCCUCCACACGUACAAGUGCAAGAUAUAAUCAUCAAACCUAUAGGUUCAGAGGCAUGAUUGAAAUUAUACUCAAAUCACAAGCACAAUGUCAUAGAUUUAUCUCAAAAUACAAUAAAAAUGUAUUGGUAAAUCAUAUUUUUCAUUAAAAUACAAAGUCUAUGAUUUAUAAAUAUAAAUA
Molecule: messenger RNA, 1184 nt
Organism: Melanaphis sacchari
Lineage: Eukaryota; Metazoa; Arthropoda; Insecta; Hemiptera; Aphididae
Product: dehydrogenase/reductase SDR family member 11-like
Exons: 4
Coding region: 263-1063 (266 amino acids)
Molecular function (GO): oxidoreductase activity
Source: RefSeq, a predicted model, not a curated record